AUGAAGGCCAACCUAGGUUUUUGUUUGUAUUUUUUAUUUCGGAGGAGGGGUGAUCAUUCCCUUUUUUCUUUACUUUUUCGUUUUUAUAGUUAUUUUGUUCUUUGUGUCUUUUCUUUUUUUUUCUUUUCCCUUUUUCUUUUCUUUUCCCUUUUUCUUUACUUUUCUAAUUUUUCUUUUCUAAUUUUUUCUUUGCUAAUUUUUUCUCUUUUUCUCUUUUCUUUUUCCUCUCUUCUUUUCUUUUUCCUCUCUUCUUUUCUUUUUCCUCUCUUCUUUUCUUUUUCCUCUCUUCUUUUCUUUUUCCUCUCUUCUUUUCUUUUUCCUCUCUUCUUUUCUUUUUCCUCUCUUCUUUUCUUUUUCCUCUCUUCUUUUCUUUUUCCUCUCUUCUUUUCUUUUUCCUCUCUUCUUUUCUUUUUCCUCUUUUCUUUUUUCUCUUUUUUCUUCUCUUUUUUUCUUUUUCCUCUCUUUUUUCUUUUUUUUCUUUUUCCUCUCUUUUUUUUUUUUUUUUCUUUUUCCUCUCUUUUUUCUCUUUUUUCUUUUUCCUCUCUUUUUUCUUUUAUCUUUUUCCUCUUUUUUCUCUUUUUUUCUUUUUCCUCUCUUUUUUCUUUUUUUCUUUUUCCUCUCUUUUUUUUUCUUUUCCUCUCUUUUUUCUUUUUUUUCUUUUUCCUCUCUUUUUCUUUUUUCUUUUCCUUUUUUCUCUUUUUUCUUUUCCCUCUCUUUUUCUUUUUCUUUUCCUCUCUUUUUUCUUUUUUUCUUUUCCUCUCUUUUUUUCUUUUUUCUUUUCCUCUCUUUUUUUUUUUUUCUUUUCCUCUCUUUUUCUCUUUUUCUUUUCCUCUCUUUUUCUUUUUCUUUUUCCUCUUUUUUCUUUUUUUUUUUCCUCUCUUUUUCCUUUUUUUUCUCUUUUUUCUUUUUCCUCUUUUUUCUUUUUUUUUCUUUUUCCUCUUUUUCUCUUUUUUUUCUUUUUCCUCUUUUUUCUCUUUUUUUUCUUUUCCUCUUUUUUCUUUUUUUUUUCUUUUCCCCUUUUUUCUUUUUUUUUUCUUUUUCCUCUUUUUUCUCUUUUUUCUUUUUCCUCUUUUUUCUCUUUUUUUCUUUUUCCUCUCUUUUUUCUUUUUUUUCUUUUUCCUCUCUUUUUUUCUCUUUUUUUUCCUCUUUUCUCUUUUUUCUUUUCCUCUCUUUUUCUCUUUUCACUUUUCUCUUUUUCUUCUCUUUUUUUUUUCUCUUUCUUUUUUUUUUUUUCUUUCUUUUUUCUUUUUUCUUUUUCUUUUUCUUUUUCUUUUUCUUUCUCUUUUUUUCUCUUUUUUCUUUCUCUUUCCUUCGUUAUUUCUUUCUGAUUUCAUUUCCUAUUUUCGUUUUUUUCUUCAUUUUCUGUGUCUUUUUUCCAUUACUUCUCUUUUUCUCUUUCUUUUUCGUUAUUGUUUUUAUUGCUUUCGUUGGUUUCUUUCCUUUCUUUUUUUUUCUCUUAAAUUUUUUUUUUUUAUUUUAUUUUUUUCAACGGUUUGA
Messenger RNA from Acanthosepion pharaonis, 1497 nucleotides. The record is from the annotation of a GenBank genome assembly. NCBI's taxonomy places the organism in Eukaryota, Metazoa, Mollusca, Cephalopoda, Sepiida, Sepiidae.